CCCCCCGGCCCCGCGGAUCCCCGGGCCCCCCGGCCGGGCCCGCAGCCACCAUGAAUCUGUCGGCGCGAGGUUCCGGCUCCUGCUCCGUGCUCAGCUGCUUCGGUGAAGAGGGGCCUCCCAGCCUGGAGUACAUCCAAGCCAAGGACCUGUUCCCCCCCAAGGAGCUGGUGAAGGAGGAGGAGAGUCUGCAGGUACCGUUUGCGGUGCUGCAGGGCGAGGGGGUGGAGUUCCUGGGCCGAGCGGCCGAUGCCCUCAUCGCCAUCUCCAACUACCGCCUGCACGUCAAGUUCAAGGACUCGGUUAUUAACGUGCCCCUGCGGAUGAUUGACAGCGUGGAGAGCCGGGACAUGUUCCAGCUGCACAUCUCCUGCAAGGACUCCAAGGUGGUGAGGUGCCACUUCUCCACUUUCAAGCAGUGCCAGGAGUGGCUGUCGCGACUGAGCCGGGCCACGGCCCGGCCCGCCAAGCCCGAGGACCUGUUUGCUUUUGCCUACCAUGCCUGGUGCCUGGGCCUCACCGAAGAGGACCAACACACUCAUCUGUGCCAGCCAGGGGAGCCAGUGCGGUGCCGGCAGGAGGCGGAGCUGGCGCGCAUGGGUUUUGAUCUACACAACGUCUGGAGGGUCUCCCACAUAAACAGCAACUACAAGCUCUGCCCCAGCUACCCCCAGAAGCUCCUGGUCCCCGUGUGGAUCACCGACAAGGAGCUGGAGAACGUGGCCUCCUUCCGCUCCUGGAAGAGGAUUCCCGUGGUUGUGUACAGACAUCUCCGGAACGGAGCCGCCAUCGCCCGCUGCAGCCAGCCCGAGAUCAGCUGGUGGGGCUGGCGCAAUGCCGACGACGAGUACCUGGUCACGUCCAUCGCCAAAGCCUGCGCUCUGGACCCAGGGGGCAAGGUGGCCGGAGGCUCCGCCUGCGGUGGGAACGGCGAGGGGAGCGAAGCCGGCGACACCGACUUCGACUCCUCCCUGACAGCCUGCUCGGGGGUGGAGAGCAGCAGUGGGCCCCAGAAGCUCCUGAUCCUGGACGCCCGCUCCUACACUGCCGCCGUGGCCAACCGGGCCAAAGGUGGAGGCUGUGAGUGUGAAGUACUACCCAACUGCGAGGUGGUGUUCAUGGGCAUGGCCAACAUCCACUCCAUCCGCAACAGUUUCCAGUACCUGCGGGCAGUCUGCAGCCAGAUGCCGGAUCCCAGCAACUGGCUGUCGGCCCUGGAGAGCACCAAGUGGCUGCAGCACCUGUCGGUCAUGCUGAAGGCGGCCGUGUUGGUGUCCAACGCGGUGGACGGGGAGGGCCGCCCAGUGUUGGUCCACUGUUCGGACGGCUGGGACCACCCCCAGAUAGUGGCGCUGGCCAAGAUCCUGCUGGACCCCUAUUACAGGACCCUGGAGGGCUUCCAGGUGCUGGUGGAGUCCGACUGGCUGGAUUUUGGCCACAAGUUCGGGGACCGCUGCGGCCACCAGGAGAACGCGGAGGACCAGAACGAGCAGUGCCCGGUGUUCCUGCAGUGGCUGGACUCGGUGCAUCAGCUGCUGAAGCAGUUCCCCUGCCUGUUUGAGUUCAACGAAGCGUUCCUGGUGAAGCUGGUGCAGCACACGUACUCCUGCCUGUACGGCACCUUCCUGGCCAACAACCCGUGCGAGCGAGAGAUGCGCAACAUCUACAAGCGGACCUGCUCCGUGUGGGCCCUCCUACGAGCCGGCAAUAAGAACUUCCACAACUUCCUCUACGUGCCCGGCUCCGAGCUGGUCCUGCACCCCGUGUGUCACGUGCGGGCCCUCCACCUCUGGACGGCAGUGUACCUCCCGCCGUCGUCCCCGUGCACCCUCAGGGAGGAGAGCGUGGACCUCUACCUUGCCCCGGCCGCCCAGAGCCAGGAGUUCAGCGGCCGGUCCCUAGACAGACUGCCCAAAAAAUCCGUGGAUGACCUCCUUUCGGCCUGUGACACCAGUAGUCCGCUAACUCGCACCGUCAGCGACCCGUAACCGUGAAUAAACCAUUGUCAGGAGGCCAGAGUGACCUGGAGCCCCGGUCCAGCCAGCCAGACAGGAGCGGACCCCCCGCGGGGGACACACGGCCCCGUCGGCCCCGCCGCGACCACGCUGGAGCUGGGCCACCUUCUCCGCCGCCCGCCUGGUCGGAAGGACUUCCGGCCCGAUUACGGCUUCCUCGGGCCGGGCCGGGAUCGGGAACCUCCCCUGAGACUCCUGGUCGGAGCCGGCCCCGGAUGCCUCUGGGGAAAGCUCCGCGAGCCCUGGCGCCGGGCCAGAAGGCUCCGGAUCCCGGGCCGGAUGGCCGUCUGGGCCACUCGGAGGGUCGCCUGCCCCGCUCCGGGAGACCCCGCGGCGGCACCUGCCCCACCCCGAGACCCUCGGGCCCUGCCUGGUCGGGGCACCUCUCGCAGGGCCCUCCGAAUGCCGGGCCGGACCCCGGGCCCCAGGAGGAAGACGUUCGGAGGCGAGAAAAUGUCAGGAACGGGCCGCCGACGGAAAGCGCUCGCUUUGGGGAAAGCGCCGCCGGAACUGGGGCCGCAAGCCGGUUUCCAGAGCCAGAUGAGCGAGUUUUCUUUCCUGGGAUCCAACUGGGAGAGUUUCCAGGGAUGGUGGCUUCGCUCCGAGCGGGGGAGGCGGCACCCCCGCCGCCUGCUUUCUUAUGGCUGCUGCGGCAAGAGGUCCGGCAGCAAGCCGACGCGAACGACGGGGCCUUGCCCCGCUGGCCAGUGGGCCCAGAGAGAAGGAGUUAAGUCGCCCAUCUGCUCUAGUCAGUCCGGUGGACACUGUGCCGGCCCGCUGCGGGAAAAGCAAACGAGGACGUGGCCAGCUGGGAUCGCCCCAAGCCGGCGUCCGGCCCCAAAGCCGGCUGCCGGCCAGCUGCCCAUUACUCCCGGGCCUCCCCUGUACCUGGAUGACGAGGGCUGCCCGUUCCCCCCGGAUGGUGAUCCAGGCAGAGGGUUACGGCAGAUCGAGGCGGGCUACAAGCCAGGAGGUGGAGACUUCCUCCGCCGCCAAUGCCGGGAGCUCCAGAUGAGGCUGGACAUACCGCCACCUUGCAUGAAGGCCGAGGUGGCGCCCCGGCGGAGCCCUCCGUGGACUUACGAGGACGACUCGACGUGUCUGAAGGAGUCGGAUGCGAGCGACGCCGAGGAUUUUGGCUCCGAUCCCAGCGAGGACGGCCUUUCAGAAGCAAGCUGGGAGCCCGUUGAUAAGAAGAGAAACUGAGACCAGCCAUGGCGUCCCCACUGCUACAACUGCGACUGUGAGUUCUGGCUGGCCAAACGGAGACACCACUGCAGAAAUUGUGGGAACGUGUUCUGCGCCGGCUGCUGCCACCUGAAGCUGCCCAUUCCCGACCAACAGCUCUACGACCCUGUCCUCGUUUGUAACGCCUGCUACGAACACAUCCAGGUGUCUCGCGCCAGGGAGCUGAUGAACCAACAUCUGAAGAAGCCAAUCGCCACAGCUUCCAGCUGAACGGCCAGAGGGGCCGACCUGUCCAGCUGCAGGAGGUGUGGAAGGAUCUGCUUCAGGUGUAGUUUGCAGGUCUCGCGGUGCUGGCCCAUGAACACCGGAGCUUGAAGGGCGCCAUCUCGAGAAUCCUCCCUGGCAUCCGUCUCCGCCCGGAGAAGAGGAAUUCCAACUCCGCAGGCCGCUUCCUCCACCUAUGAGGCCCUCGCCUUUGGGAGCGGUCCCGUCCCAGACCUCCGGUUCUAGGGAUUUAGGGGGAAGUAGGCCGACUCUGGUUUCUUUUGGCUCGGGAGUUGAAAGAUGAUGACGAUGAUGACGAUUUCUCAGCUACUGCCUGGCGCAAAGUGCCCCAAACAGCCAAUAGGAAGGCAGUGCGGGAUCACUGAAUCCAACGA
Messenger RNA from Ornithorhynchus anatinus (platypus), 3859 nucleotides. It is a transcript of the gene MTMR4, whose product is annotated as myotubularin related protein 4. Lineage: Eukaryota; Metazoa; Chordata; Mammalia; Monotremata; Ornithorhynchidae. The record is from RefSeq and is a predicted model, not a curated record. Gene Ontology annotation, molecular function: protein phosphatase binding; metal ion binding; phosphatidylinositol-3,5-bisphosphate 3-phosphatase activity. Gene Ontology annotation, biological process: regulation of autophagy.